AUGGUUUCAAAGGAAGCCUCCCCGGCUGCCACAGCCAAACCAACAGACUCCCGUCGUCCCACAACUGAACCCAAGAAAGUUCACAUCACAGAUACCCAGAUGACCCUUGCAAACUGGCACAAGCAUGUCAACUGGCUCAACGUCAUCCUAAUCCUCGCCAUCCCCUUAUACGGCUGCAUCCAGGCCUACUGGGUUCCUCUGCAGAUGAAAACCGCCAUCUGGGCGGCAGUCUAUUACUUCAUGACUGGAAUCGGUAUCACAGCUGGUUAUCAUCGCCUUUGGGCCCAUACCUCGUAUUCCGCCACCCUUCCCCUCAGAAUCUACCUGGCCGCCGUUGGAGGUGGCGCCGUCGAAGGUUCCAUCAGAUGGUGGGCUCGAGACCACCGUGCCCACCACCGCUACACAGACACAGAAAAGGACCCUUACUCCGUCCGCAAGGGCCUCCUCUACUCCCACAUCGGCUGGAUGAUCAUGAAGCAAAACCCCAAACGCAUCGGCCGAACAGACAUCACGGAUCUAAACGAAGACCCCGUCGUCGUCUGGCAGCACCGCAACUACCUUAAAGUCGUCAUCUUCAUGGGCCUAGUCUUCCCAAUGCUCGUCAGCGGUAUAGGGUGGGGUGACUGGUUUGGCGGUUUCAUCUACGCCGGUAUCCUGCGCGUCUUCUUUGUCCAGCAGGCUACCUUCUGCGUCAACUCCCUCGCCCACUACCUGGGUGAGCAGCCCUUUGACGACCGCAACAGCCCCCGCGACCACUUCGUCACCGCCCUCGUCACUCUGGGUGAAGGGUACCAUAACUUCCACCACGAGUUCCCAUCAGACUACCGCAACGCCAUCGAAUGGCACCAGUACGACCCGACCAAAUGGACAAUCUGGAUAUGGAAACAGCUCGGCCUCGCCUACGACCUCAAGCAGUUCCGCGCCAACGAGAUCGAGAAGGGCCGCAUCCAACAGCUACAGAAGAAAAUCGACCAGCGCCGCGCCAAACUGGACUGGGGCAUCCCCCUCGACCAACUCCCCAUCAUCGAAUGGGACGACUACGUCGAGCAGAGCAAGAAUGGCCGUGGCCUCAUCGCCAUCGCCGGUGUGGUCCAUGACGUCACUGACUUCAUCAAGGAUCACCCUGGCGGGAAAGCUAUGAUCAGUUCCGGCAUUGGCAAGGACGCCACGGCGAUGUUUAAUGGGGGCGUAUACAACCAUUCGAACGCGGCGCACAAUUUGCUCUCGACGAUGAGGGUGGGGGUUAUUCGGGGCGGGUGUGAGGUGGAGAUCUGGAAGAGGGCACAGAGGGAGAAUAAGGAGGUUGAGUCGGUGCGGGAUGAGCUUGGGAAUCGGAUUGUCAGGGCUGGGGCGCAGGUGACGAAGAUUCCAGAGCCUAUUCCUACCGCUGGUGCUGCGUAG
This is a messenger RNA of Paracoccidioides brasiliensis Pb18, 1401 nucleotides long. RefSeq names its product acyl-CoA desaturase. Gene Ontology annotation, biological process: unsaturated fatty acid biosynthetic process. The record is from RefSeq and is a predicted model, not a curated record. Gene Ontology annotation, molecular function: iron ion binding; stearoyl-CoA 9-desaturase activity; heme binding. Gene Ontology annotation, cellular component: endoplasmic reticulum membrane. The transcript is spliced from 2 exons. Bases 1 to 1401 code for a protein of 466 amino acids.